Messenger RNA from Vicia villosa (hairy vetch), 1845 nucleotides. Its product is annotated as polyadenylate-binding protein RBP47C-like. Gene Ontology annotation, cellular component: cytosol. Lineage: Eukaryota; Viridiplantae; Streptophyta; Magnoliopsida; Fabales; Fabaceae. Gene Ontology annotation, molecular function: mRNA binding. The transcript has 6 exons. The coding region runs from base 308 to 1570 and encodes 420 amino acids. The record is from RefSeq and is a predicted model, not a curated record.
AGGUACUGAAACUGAGAGACAAACACUUAACAGUAUAGUACAAUGCAUAUCUAAAUCCAACGGUUAAUAUGAAACCCAAAUCAUUUAAUCCAACGGUUCUCACAUCAACCGCGUUUACAAAGCCAACCCAUGAAUCCUUCAUCCUCUUAUACCCUCCUUGCCGCGCCCUCUUUUCUCUCUCUCACCUCAUUCCUCAGAUUCACCCUUUCUCUCUCUAAAACCGUUUUCUUCUUUCACUCUCCACCACCGUAACUGUAUUCAGUUAGAGAGAGAGAGUGAGUGAGUUUUAACCGUUAAUUCAAUUAAGAUGCAACCAUCGAACGGCUCUGAUUCAACCACUCCGCAGGCGGAGACAAACAAACCGCAACGUCAACCAACGCCUCAGGCGGUGGCGGUGCCGCAGCAGUGGGUUCCGAUGCAGUAUCCAACGGCGAUGGUAAUGCCGCAUCACAUGAUGCCGCCUCAGCAUUUCGCUCCGCCGCCUUAUGUGCCGUAUCAUCCUCACCAUCAGUUUCAGCAGCAGCCGUUGCACGUGCCGCAUCACCAUCAGAAUCAUCAUCAGCAGCAUGGAUCCAAUGGAGAGAAUAAGACUCUGUGGAUUGGAGAUUUGCAUAACUGGAUGGAUGAGAAUUAUCUUCAUCGUUGUUUUGCUUCCACCGGCGAGAUUACCUCCAUUAAGGUUAUCCGCAAUAAGCAUAGUGGUAUUUCAGAGGGAUAUGGAUUUGUGGAAUUUUUUUCACAUGCCACAGCUGAGAAAGUUUUACAGAAUUAUGCUGGAAUGUUGAUGCCAAAUGCUGAUCAAUCUUUCCGUCUGAACUGGGCUACUUUUAGCACAGGAGACAAGGGUUCAGAUAAUGUUACUGAUCUUUCUAUUUUUGUAGGAGAUUUAGCUGCUGAUGUUACAGAUACUGUUUUGCAUGAAACUUUUGCUAGUUCAUAUCCUUCUGUUAAAGCUGCAAAAGUUGUUUAUGAUGCCAACACUGGCCGUUCAAAGGGCUACGGGUUCGUCAGGUUUGGAGAUGAAAGUGAGAGAUCUCAGGCUAUGACUCAAAUGAAUGGUGUUUACUGUUCUACCAGGCCCAUGCGUAUUGGUGCUGCAACUCCAAGGAAAUCAUCUGGCCAUCAAGGUGGACAGUCAAAUGGUACAUCCAGCCAAUCUGAGACAGACUCUACCAACACAACUAUAUUUGUUGGAGGACUCGACCCUAAUGUUACAGAUGAAGAUCUUAGGCAGACAUUCUCAGAGUAUGGUGAGAUAACCUCUGUUAAGAUACCUGUUGGAAAGGGCUGUGGUUUUGUUCAAUUUGCAAACAGAAAUAAUGCUGAAGAGGCUUUGCAGAAGCUUAAUGGGACAAUGAUUGGCAAGCAAACUGUCCGUCUCUCUUGGGGUCGCAAUCCUGCAAACAAACAGUUUAGGUUUGACUUUGGAAGCUGGGGCGGGCCAUAUUUUCCUUCCCCUGUUUAUGAUGGAUACGGAUAUAUGCCUUCUCCUCAUCAUGAUCCAAGCGUGUAUCCUCUUCCUUACGGGGGUUACCCUAUUUAUGGAGGUCACCAACAACAAGUAAGCUGAUUUGCAGGAGUAGCACUCACAACAAGUUACAGAACAAUCACUCUUGAAGGAGCAAACUAUUGAUACUCAUAUGUAACUUGUUUUUAUCUGUCCGAGUACUUAAAAAUCCCUCCUAAUUGUGGAGUGGAGUUGAAUUUUGGUUACAUGAGGUAGAACUAUAGGGAUUCAAUUAAUCGUUAUUUUAGACUUGUAGGAGUAAUGGUUAUUGAGGAAUUUAGAACUUAAUUAUGGGAAUAAUUAUCUUAAGAAUGACAGCGACUGUGCUUGAUUGAAUA